AUGGCUCGCUUCACCAUGUACCUCGCGCUCACUGCUUUUGUUCUUGUAACUCCCGUUUCGGCCGUGAUUGGCGAUGCUGUUGAUGCUGUCGGGGAUGCAGUUCAAGAUGCCUAUGACACGACGGCCAGUUGGGUGGAUGGAGCGGCGGACACUGUGAGUGAUACGGCUGAAGAUGUCUACAAUACAACCUCGAGCUGGGUCAGCGACGCCGCGGAUACUGUAGGAAGCGCUGUCGAAGACGCGCACGACACCGUUGCAAGUGCCACGGGCUCCAUCAUUGACGAUGUCUCUUCCGCGCACACGCUAGCAGUGACCUCGGCGACUAUUUUCGCGUUUAUCGGGCUAGCCGCUGCCACCUUAUAA
This is a messenger RNA of Phytophthora nicotianae INRA-310, 363 nucleotides long. RefSeq lists its product as hypothetical. The coding region runs from base 1 to 363 and encodes 120 amino acids. The transcript has a single exon. NCBI's taxonomy places the organism in Eukaryota, Oomycota, Peronosporomycetes, Peronosporales, Peronosporaceae. The record is from RefSeq and is a predicted model, not a curated record.